Messenger RNA from Suillus bovinus, 1368 nucleotides. RefSeq lists its product as uncharacterized. The transcript is spliced from 4 exons. Gene Ontology annotation, molecular function: protein binding. The coding region runs from base 206 to 1120 and encodes 304 amino acids. NCBI's taxonomy places the organism in Eukaryota, Fungi, Basidiomycota, Agaricomycetes, Boletales, Suillaceae. The record is from RefSeq and is a predicted model, not a curated record.
GCCAUGAUAGAAAUGAAGUAAUAAUGAAGGUUCAAAACCUGCAGGGUCAUUGGAAGCGAAUCGGGCAAGGUCCGUGAAGCGAGUUGGGAGCACCGCAUAGGGCCUUACCAAAUUCACCCGUUCACUUCUGCUCGCGUCAAAUUACUUAUAAGAUGCCGAAUUGCACCUUGGUCGCGUUCCUCCUGCCAGCUAACUAGUCCUCACAAUGCCCAGCGAAGCCAAAGCGCCAUUCAAUAAUGCAAAGGCAGACAUCAUCUUGUGUUCUUCAGACAAUGUCUACUUCCGUGUCUUCCGCUGCAUGCUCGCAUUUGCCUCUCCAUUCUUCGAGGCCAUGUUCGAUCUUCCUCAACCAAGAAGGAACCACUUUAACGACCAGAUGUUCGGCGAUCUAGACAUAAUUCAGGUGUCAGAAAACAGCAAGACACUCGACAUGCUGUUGAGAUUUUGUUAUCCUGCAGCGGUAAAAGGUCCUGGUUUGGAGGACAUUAAUGAUGUCGAGCAAGUCCUAGAGGCUGCGAUGAAAUACGGAAUGGAAGAUGUUGAAGAGAGGGUGAGGAAGGCUAUGGUUGCUCCGUCCCUCUUAGAGAGCAACCCCGUGCGCAUCCUUGCGGUUGCAUGUCGCUUUGGUCUUAGAACGGAAGCUAGCAUCGCAGCGAGAUAUUCGCUUCUUCACACAGCCCCAACACACGAUUCCCUUGCCGCAGAACACCUUCCUAGUGACGUCAUUCAGGGCCUUGUCGCAUAUCGCUCUAGAUGCGGCCAAGCCGCUAGAACACUUUGCGACAAUCUGGACUGGCUGAAAAGAUCACAGACGUACAGUUUCUACGAGUGGUGGACAAACUGUUGCCCAUGUGACUCAAAAGCAGACGUCAGGUACCUGGCACAUGGAACUUAUCCGCGGGAGUGGUGGGCGGAUUACAUGGACAGAACAGCUGUUGCCUUGGAAGAGUCUCCUUGUGGUGCAACGUUGAUGAGAAACUUGGCAGAAGCCGUCGAAAGGGCAAAAAGUUGUCCCUCAUGUCGACGGUGUGCGCAAGACCAGAUGGUUCAGUUCACCAAGACUUUUGCUCAGGAAUUAGAACGAGUCAUUGCCGAGAUCACUUUAGAUAUUGUCAUUUGAUGCAGGGUCGACACGAUUACCUGCGCUGUCAUCGUGCAUUGGCACAUCAAAAAAUCAGUGAGAACCGCUAGGUCCAGCUGUUUGGUUCGAUCCGUCACGUAUCUGCAGGUCAGAUAGCGCACAAGUACUAGUACUCCUGAGAACAAAUAAUCACUUACUUGGCAUCGUGAUCAUCGUACGACUUUUGCGCUUUCCCUAGAAAAAAUUGUGCCCCACGUCAAUCUAUAAUCUAGAAGCAAGUCCCUGAC